CAUGUGUCUCUACUAGCAUUUAACAAAUAUUUAGGAAAAAAAAAAAAAGCAAACAAACAAACAAACAAACGAACGAAAACAAAAGAAGCUGGAAUUCCAUUAUCUCACUGUGUUUCUCUUCCUCUGAAUAAUGUUGAGGGAGAAAACUGGAAGCUCAAAUUCCAAACCCUAGCAGCCAUCUCAUUGAAAACCCCUCCCAAUCAUGAAGAGAAUCAGACCCUACUCCAAUCCUUAGCUACCAACUCGUUGAAAACCCUCCCAAUCAUGAAGAGAACCAGACCACACAUUCAAUCACCUCCUUCAACUCCUCCAACCCCACAAACCCUCCUCAGAAUCCGCCAUUCCAAGCCGCCCACCAAAACACCCAGAACCAUUCUCAAUUCCAUCUCUUCGUCGCCGCAAUCCGGUAACUCCGAAUGGGUUCCCCUUAAUCUUGGCCGUUCCGAGCUUUCCUUGCCGCUCACCUUCCCGACCGGCCAGACCUUCCGGUGGAAACAGACCGGAAAUCUCCAAUACACCGGCGUUGUUGGGUCCCACUUAGUUUCCCUCAAGCACAUCUCAAACGGCGACGUUUCUUACUUCAUUCACCAUACUACCUCUGAGGCUGAUUGCGGUUUGGCUUUGAGAGAUUUUCUCAAUGUGGGUAUUUCUCUGAGUGACAUUUGGGAGGUGUUUUCGGAAUCCGACUCGAGAUUCGCAGAGUUGGCUACCCAUUUGGGCGGUGCUCGAGUGCUCAGGCAAGACCCGCUUGAGUGUUUGAUUCAGUUCCUGUGUUCGUCUAACAAUAAUAUUCAGAGGAUUACGAAAAUGGUGGAUUUUGUUUCGUCUCUGGGGAAUCAUUUGGGGACCGUUGAAGGUUUUGAGUUCCACGAGUUUCCUUCUUUGGAGAGCUUGUCGAAAGUCUCGGAGAAAGAGUUUAGAGAGGCUGGUUUUGGUUACAGGGCCAAAUAUAUUACUGGCACCGUAAAGGCGUUGCAGUUGAAAAACGGUGGAGGUGUAGAAUGGCUUAUGUCUCUUCGUAAAUUAGAUCUUGAAGAGGUUAUCGAUGCCCUUUCCUCUUUACCAGGAGUUGGUCCCAAAGUAGCAGCAUGCAUAGCUCUUUUCUCUCUGGAUCAACAUCAUGCCAUUCCUGUUGAUACACAUGUGUGGAAGAUUGCUACAAGGUAUCUCAUACCCGAGCUUGCUGGUGCCCGUUUGACACCUAAACUCUGUAACCGUGUGGCAGAGGCAUUCGUGAGUAGAUACGGGAAAUAUGCUGGCUGGGCACAAACCCUGCUUUUCAUUGCUGAAUUACCCUCACAAAAGGCCCACCUACCGCCACAUUAUUGGAAUGUUAAAAAGAAAAAAUCUGGCAAAAACAGAUUGGACAAAGUAGCAGAAACUAUUACCGAUGAUUAUAUAUGAAAUAAAAAAUAAAAAAUUGAUGUUUGUUAGGUCAAAUUUAACGUAAAUGUGUAUUUUUUUCUACAGCAAGAUCUAUUGAUCUUUGGGGAAAACUAAAUUACAAGCGUGUAUUGUUAAUGUAUGAGCUUAGAGAUUGAAUCCUGUAAAAGGUUGGAAACAGAAUGUAUUUCCUCAUUGGCAUUACCAUA
This is a messenger RNA of Ziziphus jujuba (common jujube), 1592 nucleotides long. Its product is annotated as N-glycosylase/DNA lyase OGG1. Gene Ontology annotation, biological process: base-excision repair; nucleotide-excision repair; base-excision repair, AP site formation. Gene Ontology annotation, cellular component: nucleus. The transcript is spliced from 3 exons. The annotation marks the transcript as partial. The record is from RefSeq and is a predicted model, not a curated record. Lineage: Eukaryota; Viridiplantae; Streptophyta; Magnoliopsida; Rosales; Rhamnaceae. Gene Ontology annotation, molecular function: damaged DNA binding; 8-oxo-7,8-dihydroguanine DNA N-glycosylase activity.